AUGGUGCGCACCAUGUACGGCGCGGGGAAGCUCCAGCGGACGCCGGAGGAGGUGGAACGGAGCUGCACUGAUUGCUGCUGCCUCAUCACCUAUUUGGCCGUGUGUACUGGUCUGGUGGCAUGCAUUUGGCAAGCCUUCGAGAAAGGUGAUAUCCAUCGCCUGACCUCUUUACCAGACUACCAAGGAACGCAAUGUGUGGACAAGUACAUCUUUUUUUCCGGAGAACUUCCCAGUGGGCACUACAGGCAUAAACCUCCAUCGACACGUUUGCGUGGACUACUGUCCAACGAAUUCCUCCAGCUUGGUGACCUACCUGAUCCCACAUGUCGUGCCGGAGGAGGAGGGGCGGAAGUUGGUGGGGCUCCUGGAGGCUGCAGAGAAGAGCGAAAGCGCAGCUAG
Molecule: messenger RNA, 399 nt
Organism: Durusdinium trenchii
Lineage: Eukaryota; Dinophyceae; Suessiales; Symbiodiniaceae
Source: the annotation of a GenBank genome assembly